Molecule: messenger RNA, 777 nt
Organism: Phytomonas sp. Hart1
Lineage: Eukaryota; Euglenozoa; Kinetoplastea; Trypanosomatida; Trypanosomatidae
Source: the annotation of a GenBank genome assembly
AUGAACCCGAUUUUUCUUCAGGAGAUCGAUGACACGCAGCGCCUGAUCGACCACUGGUACCAAAUGACCUCCGCAAGUUUGCACUCCGCCUAUCACUCAUUUAUGGGCCAACUUCAGCAAUUAGAGGCCCACCUGAGCGGGGAGGCCGGGCUUCUGACGCCGAUGUUGCCCCUUUCCGAGGACCCGGCGGGGCUCCACCGGGUCUCGCCGUCCGUCAGCCACGGCCCGGUGGACUACGACCCCUUCACCGACGACGGCAAGGAGGCCAGCGCGGACCACGAGGACCCCCAGGGCCCCCCGACGGACUACAACCUCCCCUGCCAGGUCCUCGUCCAGUUCAAGCGGAAGCGCAUUUUGCAGUACGCCUCGCCCUAUUAUGUGGCCCCGGGGGAAUAUGUGGUGGUGGGGGGCGAUCGGGGCGAGGAUAUCGGGCUGGUGACCCACUCGCGGACCCCCGACGGCGACGCCGUGAACUCGGCCGACCGCGCCUGCUCCAAAGGCGUCGGCGAAGUCCUUCGCGUCGCCACCGCAAUGGAGGUGACCCAACUGCAAAGCGUCCAAACGGAGUUGGAGGCCCGCGCGGUCGAGGUGGCCCAGGAAAAGGUCCAAGAGCACGGAUUAAACAUGCGAAUCGUCGAUGCGGAGUACCAAUUUGACCGCCGGAAGUUGACUUUUUUUUAUCAAGCCCAACAGCGGCUGGAUUUUCGGAAUUUAGUGAGGGAUUUGUACAAGACAUUCCGGGCGCGGAUUUGGAUGGAGCCGGAUACCUCGUCGUAG